This is a messenger RNA of Chaetomium strumarium, 1050 nucleotides long. RefSeq lists its product as uncharacterized. The record is from RefSeq and is a predicted model, not a curated record. The transcript has 2 exons. The coding region runs from base 1 to 1050 and encodes 349 amino acids. NCBI's taxonomy places the organism in Eukaryota, Fungi, Ascomycota, Sordariomycetes, Sordariales, Chaetomiaceae.
AUGUCGUUGCCAUGGAGCGAGGCACUUGCGUCCUUUGGCACAUCCGCCAUUGACUCCCGGUCGUCGGAAUGCAAGCUCUCCCCGGCGGCCAGUGCCUUCAGCGCCAUGCUGUCAGCAUUCAUCGGCUCCGUCGUCAACGGCCUCACAAACGGCUGGGUUGUUGCGUUCAUGACGGGAUGGAUAGCAUGGCUCGCUAUCUUCCGAGUCCUUAUUGGCGGCCUAUAUAUGUUUUACCACGGCAUAACCGACACUUGGGGCCCGGGGAGGAGCAGCGACUUCGUUGACCCUCCCAUACCCGCCACCGCCUACGACUCCCACCAUCGCGAUGAAUCCCGUAUCGCCGACGAAAACGUCUACACAGGCGGAUGGCAGGCGAUUCCCGAGCCCGAACGAGAAGGGCAGCCAUCUAAGCUGCCCCUGGGGAUGGACCUCGACCGGAAGGUUACGGCGCUCGGCUGGGUCAGUCUGGUUUACACGGCGGUCUUCGCGCCCAUCACGCAGAUCCUGUUUGUCGCCGCCAAUGCGUCCCGGAACGAUAAUGGAUCGGCCAAGCUGGUCAAGGGGCUGACGGUCGCUGUCACGGCGCUGCCGUUGUGUAUCGACUGUCGGGUGCGCUAUGCGGACUCGCUGAAGUGGGGGCGGUACGCCUUCAACGUCUUCCUCAGUCUCAGCUGUCUGCUGCAGGGAGGCAUCAGUGCGGCCUUGCUGAUUACCGGGGUGGUCGAUCUGAGUCGGGGCGGUGAUGGUGGGCUCCCCUUGCCUGCCGUGGUGGUUGUAUACCUGGCCUUUUCGUUCUUGUGGAUGGCCGCGAGCGUUGCCCUGUUGCCGAUGCGCGAUGGCAAGAGGAAAGGCGCCGGGACGACGCACUGGGUCAUGUACAUCCUGGAUGUGGGGAUGGGUGCCUUUGCCGGCGUGUUCUUGGCUGCUCCCGCCUUUGCGCUGUAUCAAGGUGCCACAUUUGCGAACGACUCGAGCGGGAUGAGCGAUCUAGUGACAUAUCUCAGCUGUGAGAGACAGGGCUGGAGAAGGUUUGCGGCCGUGGCGCCGUAA